Molecule: messenger RNA, 1887 nt
Organism: Erpetoichthys calabaricus (reedfish)
Lineage: Eukaryota; Metazoa; Chordata; Cladistia; Polypteriformes; Polypteridae
Gene: degs2
Product: delta(4)-desaturase, sphingolipid 2
Exons: 3
Coding region: 616-1584 (322 amino acids)
Biological process (GO): sphinganine metabolic process; ceramide biosynthetic process
Cellular component (GO): membrane
Molecular function (GO): sphingolipid delta-4 desaturase activity
Source: RefSeq, a predicted model, not a curated record
CCACGGCUUUAGUGUCAUUACUUGAUUUGCCUUUCUUUUAUAAGUCUGGUCACUUUUUCCUCGAUUACUACCUUGUAAAAGUUUGUAUAUGGAAGCGUUCGGGGAGUGUGGUGGUCGUUGCCCACCCGGCCGAUAGUGCACCUGCCGAUGGCAACAGGUGGAAUAGGUUUUCAUAAACAGUUUCCUGCAGAGCAACGGAGCCUCAGCGGUAGGCGCGGUGUCAUUACGAUGUACUUAAGUAAUAGAUAUGAGGCCCCAGCGCGGGAGGGCGGAGCUGCUCGUGGGAGGGGCCCGCCACACCUGUGCAGGUGAGCCGAGUGCUCCACUGUGUCAUUGUCACGGAGAACGCAAAGGAGCUGGUCACUCGUCGGGUAAAGGAGUAAUGUGCCGUGAAGCGCACGGUCCAUUACGAAAAAAAAAAACACAACAACCACCACCAACAAGUGCGCCUAAGCUUAGAUGAUUCGCUUUACGUUUGACAGACCGACACGAAGAACUCGCACCUUGGGGAGCUGCCGAACCAAAUCAGCUACACAUCUGACGGACACUGGGUGUAGUUCGGAGCUGGUGAAAGAAGACGUUUGAGCGAGGGCAGUCAUCAUCAAGGAUUUUAAAAUGGGUCGCAAGUCUGCGAGAAAUGAUUUUGAGUGGGUUUAUACUGACCAGCCGCACACUUCCAGGAGGAAAGAAAUCAUAGCUAAGUACCCACAGAUCAAGGCGCUCAUGGGAGCAGAUCCCCAGCUAAAGUGGAUCGUCUCUGCUAUGGUGCUCACGCAGCUGCUGGCCUGCUACUUGGUGAGGACGCUCUCCUGGAAAUGGGUGAUCUUCUGGGCUUACGCCUUCGGUGGCUGCAUCAACCACUCUCUGACCCUGGCGAUCCAUGACAUCUCUCACAACGUGGCCUUUGGCAACAAGCAUGCCCGCUGGAACCGCUGGUUUGCAAUGUUUGCCAACCUGCCCAUUGGCAUGCCUUACUCUGCCUCCUUCAAGAAGUACCACAUAGACCAUCACCGCUACCUAGGAGGCCACGGUCUGGAUGUGGACAUCGCUACUGAUUUAGAAGGCUGGUUUUUCUGCAGCCCGCUCCGCAAGCUCCUUUGGCUGUUUUUACAGCCCCUCUUCUACGCUCUGAGGCCGCUGUACGUCAACCCCAAGCCGGUGACCAGGCUAGAAAUGCUGAACGCCGUUGUGCAGUUUGCCGCUGACCUGCUCAUAUAUUACCUGUGUGGUCUGAAGGCCGUGGUCUACCUGGUAGCGGGUUCCAUUCUCUGCAUGGGACUCCAUCCUAUUUCUGGCCACUUCAUCGCGGAGCAUUACAUGUUUUUGAAGGGCCACGAGACCUAUUCGUACUACGGGGUGCUGAACCUUCUCACGUUCAAUGUGGGCUACCACAUGGAGCACCACGAUUUCCCUAGCAUCCCAGGCAGCAAGCUACCAGAGGUCAAGAAGAUUGCCGCUGAAUUCUACGACCACCUACCCCAGCACACCUCCUGGGUCCACGUCUUAUGGGAUUUUGUAUUUGAUGACUCCAUUGGGCCAUACGCCCGGGUGAAACGGCACUGCCGACUGGUUGCGCAGGACUGACUUCUGCCCAACUGCACCCUGCCUUAGAAGCAGGACAUCACAUUAUCUAGGUAUGCGAGGUGGUCUGUCAUUGGACACGGUGUGGAAGCAGCAGGCAGGCGAGACAGAAGGAUUGUGUAAGAAAUGACUAGUAACUGGUUGACUGGCACUACAUUUCUGUUCCAUUCACACAUCCGAUGGGCCUCCUUGGUCAAUUCUUUCAUUUAGAAGAAUUUAUCACUCCUUGAAAUGCCAUCCCUUUUCUUUUCCAGGUUUCAGUAAAUCCCAGCAGCCAGUGAUUCUUCAGUGGUCCAAAAACACAAA